This is a messenger RNA of Stylophora pistillata, 4125 nucleotides long. RefSeq names its product protein O-mannosyl-transferase 2. Gene Ontology annotation, biological process: protein O-linked glycosylation via mannose. Gene Ontology annotation, molecular function: dolichyl-phosphate-mannose-protein mannosyltransferase activity. NCBI's taxonomy places the organism in Eukaryota, Metazoa, Cnidaria, Anthozoa, Scleractinia, Pocilloporidae. The record is from RefSeq and is a predicted model, not a curated record. Gene Ontology annotation, cellular component: endoplasmic reticulum; membrane.
AACGCGCUCGGCUUCAAAAAUUAUCGUACGAAAUAGAGCGUUGAAAAAAGAUCCUUAGUCGUUAAAAAUGGGUACAGAAAUGAGCGCCGAGAAGGGAAACGAAUAUCAAAAUGGAAAUGUCAAAAAGGACGAUGAUUUGCGCGAAAACGGUACAGAUGAAAAUGACAGAGACAAAGAAAGUAAAGAAGCUCAAGACAUGGGAAGUAAAUAUAAAAAUGGCGAUAUUCGCAGCAGAAAACCUAUUAAAGCGGGAAGUAGGACAAAAGCUGAACUGAGGAAAGCAAUUCUCAAAACUAAACAACCAAGCAUGAACGAACAGCAGAAACCUAUCGCUAUUCCAAAGUGGCUAUCCCCAAUUUUUUCUAUUGUGAUGCUUGUGGAAAAUACUUUGCCCUUGAGGCUCAGACGGCUACUUGUUUUUCUAACCAUUGUAGGGCUUGCCUUUGGAACCAGGCUGUUUAAUGUGACACUGCCACCACAUAUCUGUUGGGAUGAAACUCAUUUUGGCAAACAUGCUAAUUACUAUCUCAAAGGGGAAUUCUUUUUUGAUGUUCACCCUCCAUUAGCAAAGAUGUCAAUUGCUUUGGCUGGGUAUCUCAGUGGUUAUAAUGGUUCAUUCCCAUUUGAUAAACCAGGAGAUAAUUAUGGAGAAAACAGCUAUGUAGGAAUGAGAUUGUUUUGUGCAAUAUUGGGUUCCCUGUGUGUACCACUUGCUUAUCUUACUGUCUGGGAGCUUACCAAGUCAACAGGCGCUUCCCUUCUAAGCACUGCAUUCAUAGUUUUUGAUCAUGGAUGCCUUACAAUAUCACAGUACAUUCUACUAGAUCCAGUUUUAAUGUUCUGUAUCAUGUUGUCAACUUAUUCCUUUACCAAGUUUCAAAACUGCAGAAAUGUUCCUUACACCUUUGAGUGGUGGGCUUGGAUGACAGCGUCUGGUGUUUCUUUGUCUUGUGCAUUUAGCUGCAAGUGGGUUGGUUUGUUUGUGAUACUGUGGGCUGGCAUUACAACAGUUUUAAACCUGUGGGAUCUUCUAGGGGAUUUGUCUUUGUCUCUGUUUGAGAUUGGUAAACACUUUAUGGCUCGUGUGCUUUGUUUGAUUAUGGUCCCCAUCUUUGUCUACCUCUUUUGGUUUGCUGUUCAUUUCAAAAUGCUGCCAAAUACUGGGCCAGGUGAUGGGUUCUUUAGUUCUGCAUUCCAGUCAACUCUAAAAGGAAAUGUUCUUUACAAGAAUGUGGUACCUGCAGACCUUGCUUUUGGUUCAAUCAUUACAAUCAAAAAUACUCGGGCAGGAGGAGCUCUUUUACAUUCACAUCAUCAUCUUUACCCCAAAGAACAUCCUCCUGAGCAGCAACAGAUUACUUGCUACUCUCACAAAGAUGACAACAACAAAUGGUUGGUGAAAAAGGCUUACGAAGAUUACAAUGACCAACAACCUGUAGAAUUCCUUAAGAAUGGAGACUGGAUUAGGCUGGAACAUGUUGGAACCAAGAGGAAUCUUCACAGUCAUCAAGAAAAAGCACCACUCACCACCCAUCAUAAUCAAGUAACAGGUUAUGGAGAUAAUGGGAAAGGAGAUGCUAAUGAUUUUUGGCGUGUGGAAGUUGUGAGUGGUGAAGGUGAAGAUGGACGAAUUAAGACUGUAAAGACAGUUUUCAGACUUGUUCAUGUUAACUUGGGCUGUGCUCUUCAUGGAAGUACACAGGUCCUACCAAAAUGGGGAUGGGAGCAGCUGGAGGUCACUUGUAAUCCCAUAGUACAUCAUUCACAUAAUCUUUGGAAUGUUGAGGGUCAUGAAAACGAAAGAGUUCCAAAGUCUGCAUCUGACUUUUACAAGCCCUCAUUUCUUGGUAGUGUCUAUGAAUCACACAUCGUCAUGGCUCAGACCAACUCGGGAUUCAAACCAAAGGAAGGAGAAGUGACAUCACAACCCUGGCAGUGGCCAAUUAACUACCGGGGUCAGGUGUUUUCUGGCGGAGAUUAUCGUGUCUACCUUCUUGGCAAUCCAGUUAUUUGGUGGUACAUACUGGGAAUUAUGUGCCUGUUUGGCCUGCUGUAUUGUUUCCAUGCCGUAAGAACACAAAGAGGCUUAACCGAUCCACCUGUAGAACUAGCUCGCAGAAAAAGAAUGGAGUCAGCCUCUGGUUGGUUGUUCCUUGGUUGGGCCUUGCAUUAUUUUCCCUUUUAUGCCAUGGGACGUGUGUUGUACUUCCAUCACUAUUUUCCUGCUUAUCUCUACAGCGCCAUGAUGGCAGGUAUAGUGAGCCAGUAUAUGUGCAAAUCAGUAGCCUUGCUUCCCAAGCUUGACAGGAUUAAAGAGAUGGUUUACUACAGUACUAUAUGCUUCCUUCUGGCUGGAUGUAUUAUCAGUUUCUGGUUAUUCCGAGGACUCUCCUAUGGCAUGUCUGGCCCUAUGGCUCAUCUUCCUGACUCUACUGCUGCAGUCUACAAGUGGAUGGACAGCUGGGAGGUGUAGCAUGGUGCAAGUGACCAACUAUUUAUACCACAAGGAUGCAACAAAUGAUCCAACUAUGCAUACAUUAGUGAUACAAUUUAUCUUGUAUGCAUAGAUGUUAAAUUUCCACAAGACCUAUGCUUUUAAAAUUUUUUAGGUAGACAAGAAAUGACAUUUUAGAGAGUACAGUUUGGCCAGGUCACAAAAAUGCCAAACUCCAACACUCUGGAUCAAAGGGAUAGCAGGGUAGACCCCCCACCUAAUUUGAAAUAGAGUGAAAAGUAUUAUUUAAAUUGUGAUAAUAACUACUGGUAAGAGUAAAGUAAAAAUGUCUGCACAUUUCACUUUGAGAAAGAUAUUUUUCUUAUCAAUGAUAUAGAUACCUACCGACCAAACCUGUCUGUUUUGGAAUUUUUUUUUUUUUGAGUUAGUGAAGUGAGAAUAAUUUGGAUUUUUAACUCUGGAGAUUUCAAUGGUGGAGAUGAUUAUGAUUACAAGUGCAUAAUGAUGAUGAUUUCAGUGACAAAUUCUGGUGAUGGUGACGACAAUCUCUACAACCACCACAACAAAUUUACAAUGAUAACCAUAUAAACAUCUUUACAAGUUUUUAUUUCACCAUUUGUGCCUACUUAUUUAAGUAUUACCAAAUUUGGGCAAUACAUUACUAUCAUGUGUUACCUGAAAUCAGUCAGGUUCAAAUUCUCAAGGUAUUUUUACCACAGACAAAAACCACAUUUGAAAAAUUUAGGAAAAAGUUCAGAAAAAAUUUAUUAAUGAGGUGCAUCAGAAUAGAUUAAGGGACAAGCAAAUCAAGAGAAAUCACUAGUCUACAGUUUGCCUUUACUGUAAACUUGUACAGACUCUGAUUUAGUAGAGUUACGAAUACUAUUUAAUAAAUUGUCACUAGAGAGUAAAAGUUGAUGCAGUUUAAUGUACUCAUCAAGAAUCCCUUGAAAUAUUUCUAAUCUUUUUAAUAGUGAUUUCUACAGGGAUUAGUUUUCUGUCUAUCUAAUGUUUUCUAAAAUACUGAUCUAUGAAAAUUAAAAGCAUUUGGGAAUUACACUUAACAUUUUUACACAAAGACUUAGAAUACAUAACAUGUAGCUAACGUAUUUAUAAUUUGAAAUGGUAUGAACCCAAAGGACUCUUUCUAAUAAUGAAGCCUUACCUUAGAAGCGAAUGAUAUGUAAUUUUUCUUCGCUAUGAUUUUUCGUUAAGCUAUAGUGAUUAAUGAUUUUGUGACUAAAGGGCAAUAGUCAACCCCAUACAAUCUAAACAUAAACAACAAUUGCAUUCCCUGACAAGGUCAUUGUAAAAUGGUAUGCAGUGUAACAUAUUUCUAACCUUACUUGGGUUGCCUGUGACACAAAUGUUGUCUAUCAAAUGGUUUCAGAAAGAAAAAAAAAAAACGUAAUUCAUGUAUUAGUGGGUAUGGUCAAUAAAAUGAUGCUUCCAUUGUUUGAAUACCACAGACUCACUGGUGUACAAUCAAUUCGAUAGAUAGCAGUCCCUGGGACUUGUAAGGAUGUGGCAGUUUUCCAAAAGUAUUUGGUCUCUUGAUCACACCGAUAUUUUUAAGAAUUUAAUUAAUGGUUUUUGAAUUGUCAGGGUGUACAUGAAUGCAACCAAGGCUAUUAAUGAAAAAAUAUGUACAAAAUUUAUACACAAUGAAU